This is a messenger RNA of Aspergillus pseudotamarii, 940 nucleotides long. RefSeq names its product ankyrin repeat domain-containing protein. Bases 1 to 702 code for a protein of 233 amino acids. Gene Ontology annotation, molecular function: protein binding. Lineage: Eukaryota; Fungi; Ascomycota; Eurotiomycetes; Eurotiales; Aspergillaceae. The record is from RefSeq and is a predicted model, not a curated record. The transcript is spliced from 2 exons.
AUGAAUGACACCACUGCAGAGCCCACUUACUUCUAUCCACCUCGCCCAGCAAGGGCAUCCUUCAAUAUUACACGCGAGUUGCACGUUGCAUGCUUACUGGAUGAUGCUGAGCGAGUCAUUGAAUUACUUGCGAUGGGAGCAGAUCGCGAUGCCGUUAGCUACGCUGGUUAUUCUGCGCUUGAUGUCGCUGACUUGCUGAACCGAGUGAGCGUUGUCAAAUGUCUGUUGGCACAUGUGAAUAUCCAAGAGACCGGAAUGCUAGAGCUCAUGUACGCUAUCCGUCAGGGUAGAUCGACUGUUGUACGAGCUCUGCUGGAGAUGGGUCUUAAUGACCAGCUUCAGGACGAGGCGCUGUUCCGUGGCGUUUUCCUCAUGGCGUGCUAUAUUGGAACGACUUUUGUCGUCAAUGCUCUGGUCAAAUAUGGCCCGGGUCUUUUCAUCUCUCCUUUCGAGGAAAUGUUUAUUCAUGUUGCCAUGUUUCUGAACAAUACCGAAGUAGCUGAUACGAUUCGCGAUAUUGCUGACAUUGAACGCCGCAAGAUGUUCAGAGAUGUCGAGGCAUAUAUGCUUCCAAAUUCGUACUUAGAGGUGACUGAGGACACUGACAAGGUCUUUUCUGAUUUUUUAAAUGACCCUAACUCACCUAACUUUGAUGUAUCGCCUGAGCACGAUGAGCAGCUGUUGAUCGAUUCGUGGCUUUGAUCAGCUCUUGUGCUGACGGUGAAAUACUGUAGGAAAAGUCCUGUUGAACCUAUCAUGCAGCCACGUUUUGAUUCAUACUGAGAUGGGGAGAUUGGCUGCUGAAUUUCUUCCAGGCGUCUUCAUUGCUGAAGAAUGGACAGCAGACCCACUGCGCUUUUAGGGAUAUUUGACAAGAUAAAAGAUAUGUACAAUAACGGAAUACAAUUUGAACUCGGGGACUCUCGAAGCAAACGGUGAU